AUGGUCAGUGUACAAACUCCACAACAACGUAAAGCGAACGAGAAAUACGCAAAAUAUGAAGAAGCUAAGCGUGGAAAGUUGGAGCGUGUCGCCAAGUCUAAGGUAACACCAAAGGCUCCCGUAUCUGUAGCCUGGGUUGGUACGUUGAACCAUAUGGUAUCUUGCUCUACUCGAAGCUCUCUAAGGGUUGCUUGUGUUUAG
Ophidiomyces ophidiicola is the source of this 201-nucleotide messenger RNA. RefSeq lists its product as uncharacterized. Gene Ontology annotation, cellular component: endoplasmic reticulum. Lineage: Eukaryota; Fungi; Ascomycota; Eurotiomycetes; Onygenales; Onygenaceae. The transcript has 2 exons. The record is from RefSeq and is a predicted model, not a curated record. Bases 1 to 201 code for a protein of 66 amino acids.